Plasmodium coatneyi is the source of this 1527-nucleotide messenger RNA. RefSeq lists its product as uncharacterized. Lineage: Eukaryota; Apicomplexa; Aconoidasida; Haemosporida; Plasmodiidae. The transcript is spliced from 11 exons. The record is from RefSeq and is a predicted model, not a curated record. The coding region runs from base 1 to 1527 and encodes 508 amino acids.
AUGAAAGAAGGAAAACAGAAAGUUGUAGUCAUCCAUGGUGAUCCCAAAAAUAACAAACGGCCCCGGGAAAAAAAAAGAAAUUCAGCGGACAACAAUGUAAAUGACUCUACUUGCAACGGCGUUGACGAGCAUAAUGAGUUACUAAAAUAUAAACAGAGCUUUUACAUAAUCAGGAAAACGAUCAACCUUAUAAAAAAUCACUACAGCAACAAAAUCAACAAGACAGACACCCUGCGGGAGAGGGAGCGAAAGCACCUGUCCCACCUAAAGCGGGAAAACGUCAUUCUAGAGGAUAAGUGCACCUUUUACGCUGAACAUGUAGAGGAGCUAAAGAAGAUAUACACAGAGCAGAUAAAAGUUAAGAAUAACAAAAUAGAAAGUCUGCAGGAUGAGUUGGAUAAAACGAGAAAAGGCACAGAGAUUGAAGUCGAGUCCAACAGCACACGAAUACUUAAAUUGCGAGAGGACCAAAUAGAGAGACUGUCGCAGCAACUGGACUCCAUAAACGGCUUGUAUCACAAGCAAGUCGACAGUAACAAAAAAUUAAUGAAGGAGAUAGAAGAACUGAACAAAAGCAUUUUGUACCUUAAUAAUAAAAUACAGGAAGAAAAAAACAACCGCGAUAAUGUGAGGAGGAGGCUCAAAUAUUACAAACGGUACACCAAAAAUAAGAAGCGGUUCAAACUGAACUUCGACCUGAUGGUCGAUGAAGAAGAAAGUGAACGAAGGGACGAAGAGGGGGAUAUUUGCGUGUCUGUCUUAUGUCACUUAAAAACCGAACUAGACAUGAUAGACGAAGAGAAUAAAAAGAAUGCAGACAAGAGAGGAGUCAAUCAUGGGGACAACAAUUGGAAUAAAAACAGAAACAAAUACAUCGAUAAGGAUACAAUAAAAAUUCAGGGCAAUAAUUUUUUUCAAAAAAUAUUCCAAUCAAAUUAUAAAAAAAAAAAAAAAAAAAAAAAAUCCACUCUGUUUGACACAAUUUACAAGAAGCAAUUUUUUUCCUUUUACGAAAAAGCCUUUACUGAAAAUAGCGACGUCAAAUUUGAAAACAAAAAAGUGCUUUCCUCCCCGGGGAAGACUUUAAAAAAAAGAAAUGACGGGUACAGUGGUUUGUACAAGGAGAAAAUUCAAAUGGGGGAAGUCAAAAGGGACACAAUGAGGAGGGACAACUCCGGCAGUAGCAACAGUCACGGUGGCGUUAUUGAGCACAAUGGGGUGGACUCGAAGAAGGGAAAUAAUUCGAACGCCCUAACAUUAAACGAUAUUUAUUUUUACAGCAACUUUGAUGAUAACUUUGAGGAUAAGAAUUUUGAUUACUUCGAUCAGGACGGUCCCAGUUCGGGGCGGCCCUCGGUGGGGGAGGAGAAGCAAAUCAAGCAAAGCGAUGGUAUGGGAUCGAACCAGAUCAAGCGGAGCGAAGAGGGCAAUAAACAAACGUCCGUGGAAAUAGCAGAUGGUAACCCCCAUGGAUGCAUCCCCAGGAAGACAACCCCUACCGUGGAAAAUUCCCCCGCUGAGUUGUAA